Messenger RNA from Kalmanozyma brasiliensis GHG001, 5277 nucleotides. Its product is annotated as BTB/POZ. The transcript has a single exon. The record is from RefSeq and is a predicted model, not a curated record. NCBI's taxonomy places the organism in Eukaryota, Fungi, Basidiomycota, Ustilaginomycetes, Ustilaginales. Gene Ontology annotation, molecular function: protein binding. The coding region runs from base 1 to 5277 and encodes 1758 amino acids.
AUGGUUGCUCCCACCCUUCUUGACUGCUGGCAUGUGCGCGAUCUCCAAAGAUUUCGCGCCGUACUCAAAGGCAGCCCGCUGGACAAGAACAAUGCCAACCAGGUCAGCGCCAAUGGCGCCGGAAGUGCCGCCUUCUCCAAAUCGCCGCACAGCUACAAGGAGAACGCAGGGCCAUGUCCGCCUGCUGAAGUCAACCGACGUGACCACCUAGGCCGUACCGUGCUGCAUCAUAUCGCAUCGAGUACAGAACCUUGGAGCGUCAGUUAUCUCAACAGCAUCCUGGCGCAUCCAAGCGUCAACAUCAACUUGCAAGAUGGAGAGAGUGGAUAUACACCCUUACAUCGAGCCCUGUACGUCGCCAACCUGCGGACUGCCAUCAUCUUGCUGCGUCGCCAUGACCUCGACCUCCGAGUCAAAGAUUUUGAGGGUCUCACCGCUUUCGAUCUCUACAACUCGACUGUCAAUGGCACAAAUCCACCCGCAGAUGCUUUGUCAUUCGACCCUUCCCGCCAGCACCAUUCUCGCACCUUGACGCAGCUGUUCACAUGGGGAUCCAAUCGCAACUACAACCUCGGUCUGGGCGACGGAGACGAUCGAGCCUUACCAGACAAGAUCUCGCUCCGCACAACAGCCACCAACACUCAGUCUACCGAAGAUGCAUUCAGGGCCUCACUACCCGCAGGAAAGAAGUUCGACCGCAUCGGGAUCAGAGACGUUGCCAUGAGCCGCCUCCAUACGGUCAUCUUGACGGACGAAAAGGUCUCCAAUGUGUGGGUCUGCGGUCUAGGCAGUAACGGGCGCCUCGGUAGAUCGCCACAGACACAAACAUCCUUCGAACCGCUCAAGGACUUCCACGAGACAGCUCACUCCGUUGCCGUCGCUCAGGAUCAUACCCUCAUCAUCACAUCCACGGGUGCAGUCUAUUCGUUCGGCCUCAAUCGAUUCGCUCAGCUAGGCUACACAAUAGAACAGGGUCUCGGUACAGUGGGCUCAACUACAGGCAAGCUCGGCGGUGCCGGUGUCACAUUCGGUCAGCCUGCCGCAUCAGCCCAAAACGUCGAGCUAGACAUCCAGAUCUCGCCACGCCGCAUCGCAGGCUCACUCAAGAAGGAAGAGGUGCUAGGUGCUGCCUGCAGCAAGCUUCAUUCGGCAGUUUUCACGUCAGAAGGCUUGUACACGUGGGGAACUAACACCGGUCAGCUCGGCUACGACAGAAGCGGGACAGCGGUCCAAGUGCAGCCACGCAAGGUCACAGCGCUUGCGGCAGGGGCGGGCAUUCAGCAGAUCGCGGCGUCUGAUUUCGGCACGGCCUGCUUGAUGGAAGGCGGCGACGUCUUUGUUUGGCACAACGACACCCACUUCCGCAUCAACUUUCCCUUGGCUCGCUUCUCCAGCAGCAUCUCCGUCUUCAGGCCGAGGCAGGUGCAGCCAAAGACGCUCAUCUCCAAGCUGUCCAGCAGCGGCAACACCUUCUCUGCCCUCAGCGACAUGGGCGACCUCUUUACGUUCAACCUCGAGCAUCCCUCCGAAUACGGCCAUGCCGGCACGUCCGGCAGAGCCGCUGUGUCAUCUGCGUCUGCGACCAAGUCAUCCGCAGCACAGUCAGCGCCCAAGCCGCAGCUUCUCUGGUCCGUCCGAAAGAAGUUUACCGCCGUGCGAGACGUGGCCAUCGGCGCCGACGGGUCCGUCAUUCUCUGCACUGAGAGCGGACACUGCUUCGUUCGUCCACGCAGGAGUGACGCAGGCGGCAAGGGAGGAGGAGGCAAGAACUUCAAGUUUCAGCAGAUCCCCUACCUCCAACGCGUGGUCAAGGUCGCCACAAGCGAGAGCGGUGCCCUCGCUGCCAUCAAGGCAGAUCCAAGCUUGCCUGACGUCCGCGUCAAGGGCAGAUCCGUCGAGGAGGCGCUCCGUGACCUGCUGCCGCAUCUCAAGGUGCAGACCCUCAGCGAGGAUGGGCAAAAGCAGAUGGGAAUCGCUUCCAAGGUCGUCGAGAUCUCGGAUGUUCGCAGCGAGAUGGGAUCCGACAGCGAGUCAGACGACGAGCGCGCAGACGCACCUGCUGCCAGGUCUGACACAGGAAAGUACGUCAGGAUGGCGCUGCUCAUCGUGGAGGCUGCAAAGCGUUGGGUCGCUGGUCGAAUGCAGUCAGAGCUGAGCUCGGGUGAAGCUGGCGUCACCGGGGAUGCUUCAGCUGCCCAAGCACAGCCUUCAUCCAAUACAGGGCGGAGGCAGGCCUUUUACGGGCCUCACAAUCUCAAGCCACCAUUCGGCUGCGACGCUUUUCUGAUCGCCGAUGGGCACUAUCUGCCCGUACACAAGAUUGUGCUCGGUGCUCGGAUACCCCUGUUGCAAAACGCUCUGCAGGAUUCUGCUGAUAAACAGAACUUGCCCUCAGGUGUCAAGAUCUCCACAGCUGGCACGGACAAGCGAGUCUCCAUCCUGACGCUGUCGAAUUGCAGCUUCGUAUCUGCUCUCUUCCUGCUGCACUAUAUCUACUCGGACGAUCUGCCGCCCAUCUGGGUUGCAAGUGUUGGUCUCAUUAUCGACAAGGAGCUCAAAGCCGCCAAGAUCGACCGAGUACGGAUUCAAGAUGAGCUGCGCGUCGUUGCAGACCAUCUGGGACUUUCUGCCCUGGCCACCAGCGUAAAAGCGAGCAUGCCACGUCCGCCUGAGCCGACAUUGCGAGCAAACAUGGCCAUCCUGUUCAGCUCGCACGUCGAUGUGGACAUCGAGAACAUGUCGGACAGCAAGCGCUUCAAUGAUGUCGUGCUCCGGUUCCAGGAUCGCACAGUGCCCGGCCACUCUGUCAUCCUCCGCAGAUCGCCCUUCUUCGCCGCUCUGUUCCAGCCACACUGGACAGCAGCCCGUUGGGACAACGACAACGUCAUCACCCUCAACAUGACCCAUCUGCGCUGGGAAGUGGCUCGCAUCGUGCUCAUGCAUCUCUACACUGACAAUGGCGAGACUCUCUUCACCGGAUGCGAUGUCGACCGAUCUUUGGAGCAGUACAUGGACUUUUUGGUCGAAGUGAUGGCCGCUGCAAACGAGCUGCUGCUUGACAAGCUCAAGCUCGUAGCUAGCUCUUUGCUGCGAAAGCGCGUUCUUGCCCACACGGUUGGCGCCGUGAUGACCGAAGCCGACUUUUACAAAGCUGGUCAACUCAAGGACAUUACGAUGGACUAUUGCACCAAGAGCAUGGAAGCGUUGCUCGAGGGCGGUCGACUGAACGAGCUGGAUCAAGGCAUGAUCCGCGCACUGACGGUUUACGUUCGGCAGAAGCAGGACGACAAGUUGCAUCGUACCUUUGCAGAGGAUCGCCUGGCUGCUCUUGUCGAGAAGCAUCGAGAGUUCUUCGAUGAUCUGGAUGUUCCACCGCCUAGCUUGCAUCUCGUUGUCAACAAGGUUCGGCCCAAGAAGGGAUCAAGACCAGCUGGCAUCAAGUCGCCUCCUCUUCUGGCUCAAGGCUCUUACCGACGCCAAUCUAGCGCUCGACUUGGUGUGUCAUCUCCUACCAGUCCUGAUGCAUUGCGACCCAUAGGUGCUGGCGUCUCGCAGCGAGCGAUAGCCGACGACACUUCAGAAGUCUUCUCGAUGGACGACGAAGAUCUCGCGACGCCAAGGAAGGAAGCAAACGUUCGCACGCAGGGCUCGCCGUGGGCUGUGCUGCCUCAGGUCGCUCAUCUCAGCCUUGACGAUGCCGGAGACAAGAGCUCACCAUCAAGACCCUGGAAGUCGCGCACCGUUGAGGCCGAAAGGAAGCUAGCGGUGGUAGACGCACCGGCUUCGCCAGCGUUCCGGCCGGCAGACACCCCCAAUGAUCUUCGCAGCAUCAUGGCUAAGGAGCAGCAGCGCCAGCAGCAGCAAUCAGCAGCGUUUCUGGCCUCUUCUGCGACAACGCCGAGCGGCUCAGGAACAUCGACGCCCAUUCCCAAGUCAGUUGUGCCGGCCUUCGAGCUCUCGCCCGCGCCGCUCGCCAAUACACGCUUGUCGCAGAAAGAACGGAAGAGGCAGCAGCAGGAAGCUGGUCUCGCAGCUGCUGCGGCAGCGGCUCAGCCAACUCCUGUACGCAGCAGUGGAAGUGUCUCGUCGCCUUGGAAGAUGUCCGCGCCAGGCUCCUCUCCAUCCGACAAGGCUGCCGCAGGCUCACCAUGGAGCAUGAAAGCCGCAGGUAGUACAGCAAUGGCACUCGGCGCAUCUCACGAGGGCACGCCGCCUCUGUCGACCACGCCGAAUGGCCGACGUCCUUCAGCAGCACCCCUGCAGUGUGGCUCGAGUGGACAGGGUCCUCGGCCUUCCAUCUCGGACGCUAGUCCUUCGCCUGCGAACAGCAUGGGUCCGACGUUCACCCCGACGCGCAUGGGAUCCAAGACGAUGCCCAAGCGAAUGAGCAGCAACGAGCCAGCCUGGGCUAUGCCGGCUGUCGCUCCUUCGCUCGGCAGCUUCGGUACUUCGCCGACGCCGCGUGUCACCCGACCCGAAGCUCAGCGAGCGCCGUCAUCGAACCUGUCACGCUCUCUGUUGAGCGCUGACAUCAAGACGCCAGCACCGCCGUCUUCGAGUGCAUCUCGCAACGACCCGCCGAUCACGCCUUCUUCGUCAGCAGGCCUGACGUUUGCUCAGAUCCAAGAACAGCAGCGGCUGGCGAUCGAAGCAGAGCAAGAGACGAUCCGCCAAGCAGCUGCUGCGAGACGAAGCUUCCUUGACAUCCAAGAGGAGGAGCGUCUGGCCGACGAGCGUCGCAGGGAAGAGCAGAAGCAGGCGGAGGAGUUCGAGAGAUGGUUCGCGGAAGAGUCGAAGCGCUUACAAAAGGAGCAGAAGGCAAACAAGGGCGCUGCAGGUGGCGUCAAAGGAAAGAGUCAGAAGAAGGCGGGCAAACUGGCAGCGCAGCAGCAACAGUCGAAGGCCGGCCAGGACGCGGCUGCUUCCGGGUCGGCGAACGGAAGCGGGCCGAAGCCGAAGGGCAGCAAGCCGCAUGAAGGAGGCAAGAAGGGUGGUGCAAACAAGCCCGCCAACAAGCAAGCAAAUGGUGCACCAGCGAAUGCAGAUGGCACGCCGAAUAAGAAUGGCAAGAAGCAACGUGCCGAUGCAGCGGAAGGCGGCAACAAGCCUUCGCCUCAAGGCAAGGAGAAUGGCGGCAGCAAAGCUAGCGGCGCUGAUGGUACAAAGCCCAACACUCCUUCCACGCCGCACGGCUUGCCGACUAAGCCAGCAGCAUCUUCAGCUUUCAACCCGAACCUCUCGGCUGCUGCACCAACGUUCACCCCGCGACAACCCUAA